AUGAAGAUGUUCUGGUCACUAAGUUUGGUCUUUGUGAUCACUCUCCUAACCAAAGGGUGUGACUGCCAAUCUUUCGCAUGUGGCAGUGCGCCUCUCAAUACAAAAAUUGUGGGGGGAACGAAUGCGUCUGCCGGCGCUUGGCCAUGGCAAGCCAGCCUUCACAUGUAUGGGAGUCAUUUCUGUGGUGGAUCACUCAUCAACAGUGAGUGGGUUCUGUCAGCAGCUAACUGCUUUCCAAGUCACAGUCUCAAUCCUACAUCCUAUACCGUGUACCUGGGUCAACAGAGUAAAAAACUAACCAAUUCAAACGAGUUGUCCAGAAAAGUCUCUGAAAUCAUACUUCAUCCAGAUUACGACAACCUCCCUCAUGACAAUGACAUGGCACUGCUGCAUCUCUCCUCACCUGUGAACUUCACUAAUUACAUCCAACCAGUCUGUCUGGCAGCAGAGGGAAGCACAUUCAACAGUGACACAAUGUGGGUCACAGGUUGGGGAAAUGCUAAUUCAGGCGAACAACAAAUCCUACAGGAGGUGGAUGUGCCCGUGGUUGGAAACAGUAAGUGUAACUGCCUUUAUGAAGAAUUAAUAACAGACAACAUGAUGUGCGCUGGACCGUUGGAAGGUGGAAAAGAUUCUUGUCAGGGUGACUCUGGAGGUCCAAUGGUCAUCAAACAGGGCUCUAAAUGGAUCCAGGCUGGCAUUGUGAGUUUCGGUGAAGGUUGUGCUCAGCCUAAUUUUCCUGGCGUGUACACCAGAGUGUCUAAGUACCAAAACUGGAUCAAUCAGCAUGUCGGCUUGAAUAAUACGGGUUUCAUCCAUUAUGCCUCCACUACUCCCGUUCACAAUGAGGCCUGUCCUACUCAACCGCCAUUGUGUGAAGGUUCUGCAGGUUUAUGGCCAUGGAUGGCUAGUGUAACUUAUAACAAUUAUUCGAUGUGUGUAGGAACUUUGGUCUCUGACCAAUUCGUCAUGACCUCUGCUAGCUGCUUUGCCAGAUUCAUGGGUACGAAUGGAUGGGCAGUCGUCCUCAACGUUGUCCAAUGGGGAUGCUCCAGCAUGCCAGUGGAAGUUAAUGUGACAAAUGUCUUUUUCAAUGAUAUUUUUGGCAACGGUGUAGCACUCCUGCAAUUGUCUCAUCCAUUUAAUCAAGUUGGCGAUUUACCGGUUGACAUGUAUAGUCCAAGCUUUGGCCCUGGUACUCAAUGUUCAGUAAUUGGUUGGAGCCCAGCAGAAGUUAUGUUAAACCUACCUUUUCAGGAAUUCCAGACCACCAUUGUAAACUGCGAUCCAUCAGACACCACAGAGAUCAACAUCUGCACAGAGGGUUUGAACUUUCAGCAGGACGAUAACGGCAGUCCUCUGCUGUGUAAAAUGGGCGAGAUGUGGGUUCAGACUGGUAUUCUGUCCAUUCCCCCUGGCAGUGAGAUCAGCCCAUACUCCAACAGCACUUCAUCCACAACAGUCUUCAUCCAGACCUCUCCCUUCUCCUUCUUCCUGACUAACACUAUCUACAAUGUCCCAUCUAUUCUGGAUGGGGCAGAGUCAUUCUCGCCCCUCUCUCUCACCUACAUCCUUCUGCUCUCUCUCCCAGCACUCCUCCAGGCCUUUUACUGAAGCAGCCAUCUGUCACUUUAUCAAAGAAUAAACAUAUGCAGUACAUUAUAUGGGACAUUAUAGUCUAUUUGCUCUUGUAUUAGAUAUAUAGCU
Molecule: messenger RNA, 1707 nt
Organism: Sinocyclocheilus rhinocerous
Lineage: Eukaryota; Metazoa; Chordata; Actinopteri; Cypriniformes; Cyprinidae
Product: polyserase-2
Exons: 10
Coding region: 1-1614 (537 amino acids)
Biological process (GO): proteolysis
Molecular function (GO): serine-type endopeptidase activity
Source: RefSeq, a predicted model, not a curated record